CCCUGUAAACAUCCUCAGUCCUCCCCUCUGACCAGAGCGCAGAAGCCUCAGCCCACCUGGUGAGGAGAGAUUCAGACUGAGUGGGGUGACAGCACAAGGGCACUCUCCUGCCAGCCUCAUUGGAGCCAGCCACACCUCCGCUGUAGUCUGGCACUUGUUGCCAAGGAAGAGAAACAAGAACCUAGGGUGCCACAGGUCUAGUGAGCUGAAGAAAUGUCAACAAUUGGGAGCCUUGAAGAAUUCCAGCCUGUGUCCCUGCAGCAAGAGGGAGAUGAGCAGCCCUCUGAGACUGAUCACCUGUCUUUGGAGGAAGAGGACCCAGGCAAGGACCCAGUGCCAAGGCCGAUGUCAAGGCAGUCAAGUGUAACUGAAUCAACACUUUACCCCAAUCCAUAUCACCAGCCUUACGUCUCACGAAAGUACUUCGUUACACGGCCAGGUGCCAUUGAGACUGCCAUGGAAGACUUGAAAGGCCACAUAGCUAAGACUUCUGGAGAGACAAUUCAAGGAUUCUGGCUCUUGACAGAGAUAGACCACUGGAACAAUGAGAAGGAAAGGUUGUUGCUGAUCACGGACAGGACUCUCUUGAUCUGCAAAUAUGACUUCAUCAUGCUCAGCUGUGUGCAGCUGCAGCGGAUUCCCCUGAGUGCUGUCUAUCGCAUCUGCCUGGGCAAGUUUGCCUUCCCUGGGAUGUCACUGGACAGGAGACAAGGAGAAGGCCUUAGGAUCUACUGGGGGAGUCCAGAGGACCAAUCACUGCUAUCACGCUGGAACCCAUGGUCCACUCAGGUUCCUUAUGCUACCUUCACUGAGCACCCUAUGAAAUAUACCAGUGAGAAAUUCCUCGAAAUUUGUAAGUUGUCUGGGUUCACGUCUAAGCUUGUUCCAGCUAUCCAGAAUGCCCACAAGAACGCCACUGGAUCCAGCAGAGGAAAGGGCCUGGUGGUGUUAACUGAACCCAUUGUGAUCGAGACCUACACAGGCCUAAUGUCAUUCAUUGGAAACCGCAACAAACUGGGGUAUUCCCUUGCCCGUGGAAGUAUUGGUUUUUGACUCUUUUAUCCAUCAUAAGUGAAGAUUAUGUUCCAGCCCACUGUAUUUUUGGACUGACUGAUUAUUUUUAAAGAGUGCUACAUGAUUUUGAAUAUUUGAUAUUUCAGGAAAUCUAAAACCUUGAUUGAUAGAUACAUCCUUCUGAUCAUAAAUAAAACAAUCAAAUUUCCUUAAAAUCUGAAGAUAAAUACUUCUGAGCCCAUCAAAAAAAUGUUAUCACAUGAGGACUUUAUUACAAACUUAAGGUAGACUGUCUGAGUUAUAGUUUAUCCUGCUCCCUAAUUGUAGGCAUUUUCCAGGUCUUAGUCUUCUGUACUCUUAUUUAAUGUUUCACUGAGGUGCCACCAUCUUUAUUAUUUUAGCCACUAGUUAUAAGGGGAUGACUUCUAUAUACUCAUGCUCAUCUCUGCUAUUUAUCCAAAAUUCAGUUUUGCAUUUUCAUCUGUCAGUAAUCUACGUAUCACUCUUUCAAUGGCCCCUCAUAUUCACAUUUCAAAAUCCUGUAUUUCCCUGUAACAUUUUUGUGGUGCUAGUAAUCCAUCCCUGAUACUCAUCAAUUCAUAGUUCUCUGAAUUCUUUGUCAAAUACAUUCCAUGUCAAAUACAUCCCAUAUGGCUUAACAUGUACCCCAAUGCCCAGAUAUCCAACUCAGAGAUCAUUGUUCUUUUAAAAUUGUUCAUUUAUUAUGUCUCCUUUCCAUUCUCAGUACUAUGUCAUUUGAUCAAGUUUUUAAUUCUACUCACCUGAUUAUUGCUACAGAUUUUUACUUGGGAUCCCUGUUCCAAUCCAUCCUGCACUUGACUGCCAUCUCCUAAAGCACAAUUUGAUUGUAUCAACCCCUAAGGAGGAACUUUCAAUGGGUCAUGUCCUUGUGUAGUUUUUCCCUCAAGUAUUUCUUUCAUUAGCAGACCACUUUCUUCUAAUGAAAACUUUUGCAGAAGCCCAAUAUAUAAAACAGAUAAAAGUAGGACCGCUAUAUUUGCAGUGGAGAUGGGAAAACCUCCUUCUUUUAAAAGAUCUCAGAAGUGCAACACUUAGAGUGUCCAAGGAUUUCACAGAGUUUUGAUGACCAUAUUUUAAAAAUGCUGUCUUAACUCAUUUUAUUUCUGUUUCUCUUUUUCCUUUUAAUUCUUUUUACCCCCCUCUUCCUGAGUUAGAUCUAAUUUUGAAAAACCUCAGGACAUUAUCUCCUCUGUUCUUGUCUCUUCAAGUUUCUUUUCUUUUUCAGGUGAAAAUUUUAUGUUAUUUAAAUUUAUUGAGGAAUAAGCUUCAAAUUUGAAUACCAUAAACAUUAUUACAGUAAGCUUUUCGCCUUUUCUGAAAUUCAAUAUCUCUUUGACACCCUCCUUGGUAUUUAAUGUUACAAUUCCAGUUAGUUUUUUAGUUGAAGUUUA
Messenger RNA from Oryctolagus cuniculus (rabbit), 2447 nucleotides. The record is from RefSeq and is a predicted model, not a curated record. NCBI's taxonomy places the organism in Eukaryota, Metazoa, Chordata, Mammalia, Lagomorpha, Leporidae.